AGGAGUUAAUGAAAGUGUUUCCGGAUUUCAAGACUAAAUUUCUUCCCGACGUUGACAAAUCAGAAAUAGGAAACACAUAUGGACGAAUGUUCGGCAGGUACGGUGGAUCAUAUGUGUUCACGAUGACAACAUCUUCAAAACAUGAGCAAGAGGUUGAGAGAUUGGUUUCAACUGUCUCUCCCAACGCCAAGAAGAUAUAUCAUCUCGCCGGUACACAGAAAUUCGAGCUUCCGAAGCACGAGGUUAGCAUUGCUGAAGUGUUUCGUGCUGUAGAAAAGGCCAAAUCAAACUUUUCAGUCUUUGCUUGAGGACUCGCCGACACAACUCUUGAAGAUGUCUUCAUCAAAGUCGCUAGAACUGCUCAAGCCUUUAUUUCCUUGUCUUAAAAACAACUUUUUUUUUCAGUUAGGGUUUCUCUUUUUUUUUUUUUUUUUAUCAAAAUUAUAUGUCUUGAGACACACUCAAACUUAUAACCAACCUGUAAAUAGUCAAGCCAGCUGUAUAUAUAUUAUGUAGUACACAUUUUUAGCAUAGAUGGUUUCAAUCGAUUUGAGAUGUCUCAUAUAUAAUCAUUCGUUUUGACAUA
This is a messenger RNA of Thlaspi arvense, 586 nucleotides long. NCBI's taxonomy places the organism in Eukaryota, Viridiplantae, Streptophyta, Magnoliopsida, Brassicales, Brassicaceae. The record is from the annotation of a GenBank genome assembly.